Molecule: messenger RNA, 1143 nt
Organism: Nerophis lumbriciformis (worm pipefish)
Lineage: Eukaryota; Metazoa; Chordata; Actinopteri; Syngnathiformes; Syngnathidae
Source: RefSeq, a predicted model, not a curated record
AUGCUGUCCUCACCAACUGUCAUCCUCCAGCCUUAUGGACUGCCGGUCUAUCCGCAGACUACCACAUGCUACCCAAGUAUAGUACAGGGGGGCCCCGCUCAGGAGGCGGGCCCGGGCGGCGCCGACCCCGCCCUGCCACAGGUGUAUGCCGCGCCCCCUUCCUACCCAACCCCAGGUCAAGGGCCGCCCACCGCCACUGGCAGGCUGCCGCCUCUGGAUUUCAGCCCAGCACACCCGAGUUCCGAGUACCCAGAGCACGCCCAGCUGAGGGUUUUUCAGGGCCCCCAGCUGGAAGGGGCGGAGCCUCUGACAACCACCAACACGGAGGAAGCGUUGGCCCCCGUGACCUCGGACCCCCAAGCUCUGAGUGUAUCUGCAGCAUCCAGCGGUGGGGGGAGUGGAAGUGACGAUGAGGGGUCUGGUAAGGCCCAACCCAAACGCCUCCACGUGUCAAACAUCCCAUUCCGCUUUAGGGACCCAGACCUCCGGCAGAUGUUUGGGCAAUUUGGAAAAAUCCUGGAUGUAGAAAUCAUCUUCAAUGAGAGGGGAUCAAAGGGAUUUGGAUUUGUCACCUUCGAAAGUGCAGCAGAAGCUGACCGAGCACGCGAAAAAUUGAAUGGGACCAUCGUAGAAGGGAGAAAAAUUGAGGUCAAUAACGCCACUGCAAGGGUAGUUACCAAAAAGCCCCAAACAGCACUAGUGAAUGGUGACCUUUCAACUUCUGGGUGGAAGAUCAACCCUGUCAUGGGGGCCAUGUACGCACCAGAACUCUAUACAGUCGCCGGUUUCCCAUACCCAGUGGCGGCGCCCGCUUUGGCUUACCGCGGUUCGGCACUGAGGGGUCGAGGUCGGACCGUUUACAACACCAUCCGCUCCGCCGCGGCCACGCCUGCUGCUGUGCCUGCCUACCCUGGGGUAGUGUAUCAAGAUGGUCUCUACGGAGCAGAGGUCUACGGAGGUUAUCCUGCAUAUAGGGUGGCUCAGUCACCAUCUGCCGCUGCAACAUACAGCGAUGGAUAUGGUCGCGUGUAUGCCGCAGCUGCAGACCCCUAUCAUCACUCUGUGGGGCCAACAACCACAUAUGGCGUUGGUACUGUGGCCAGUUUGUACAGAGGAGGCUACAACAGAUUCACUCCCUAUUGA